AUGCAUUUUCCGGCUUUUGACGACUUCUAUCAGCGAAUUCUGUUUCUGCUGCCGUUCGCCGCAAAUUUCAGGUCUACUGAUUUCGACUACCAGGCGCCGGUGAGGUGGCAGAAUACCUACCCUGCUUGUGGAGGUUCAGAUCAAUCGCCUAUUGCGAUUAGCGCACGCAAAGUAAUACCCCUCAGCUUGCCUCCUCUCGUAUUUGGGGUAUACGAUGAGUUUUUUGAUGAGCUAGUAACCGUGUCAAACAAUGGGCACACAGUGGAAUUUAAGGUACCCACAACGAUCUAUGGCGUGAGACCCUAUGUUACAGGGGGUCUGUUGCAAGACUGCUACGAAGCCGAAGGUGUGCACUUCCAUUGGGGAUCCCCGGUGAGCAAGGGAUCCGAACAUGUCCUAAAUGGACGUCGAUUUGAUCUGGAAAUGCAUAUAGUACAUAGGAAUACUAAAUAUCUGACCUUUGAGGAAGCACAAGAGAAUAGCGAUGGAGUUACUGUACUGGCGGUGCUCUUUAAGGUUGUGCGGGCGGAUCCAACGUUCUAUCAGCCCGGACUUAACGAGGUCUUUAGUUCUCUACUCCAUUUGGGAAACUUUAAUAGCAGCUACACGGUGCAGGAACGGAUAACCCUUGGAUCACUGCUGGGAAACCUGGACAGGGGUAAUUUCUACACGUACAAGGGUUCCCUGACCACGCCACCAUGCUCACCUGUGGUUCAGUGGCAUGUAUUUGGCCAAGUGCUGCCCAUUUCGCACCUGGAACUGCCCAAGUUUUGGCAACUCCGCGAUAGGCUGAAUCGUCCGCUCCAAAAGAACUUUCGGCCACUGCAGUCGCAGGAAAACCGACAAAUCUUCCACCGGCAACCUUUCGUGCCGCUGCAGCAGGAGCAGCUACAAGAACUGAUAUGGUUAUAGCCAUAAG
Molecule: messenger RNA, 919 nt
Organism: Drosophila takahashii
Lineage: Eukaryota; Metazoa; Arthropoda; Insecta; Diptera; Drosophilidae
Gene: CAH8
Product: Carbonic anhydrase 8
Biological process (GO): one-carbon metabolic process
Cellular component (GO): plasma membrane
Molecular function (GO): zinc ion binding; carbonate dehydratase activity
Source: RefSeq, a predicted model, not a curated record